AUGGAAGCAGCGCCAACCACUCCAUCGACAAGUGCGGUCCUGUUCACGUACGUGCAAGUGUUGAUGUUGAUGGCAUGGGUUGUGACGGUCGCAGGAAAAGAGGCGACAUCGCUAACCCGUAUACCUCGGUCGCCUUGUUGUGUAUGUACCCUCUCCUCCUUAUCGCAACGCAAGGCCUACCCGGUCGCCCUCGCCGGGCGCUGCAUCCACCACCGCCCGGGCUUCAUGGCCAACACCCUUCAGCAACCCCUAUCGUCACCGGCGUUUUGGGGUGGCCGGCAGCGGCCACGUCAAGCACCACGCCAGAGCUCCAGUACCCUCGCCCUAGGCUUAUCAUCUUUCUGCCCACCCGCGCUUGAACCCUCCGCAUCAGCUGCUACAACCGCUUGGCGAUCAUCGACUGGCAGGCUGUACGCAACAGAGUGUCCCAGGUAUCGACACGGGCCAUUGGUGACAUCCGCCGCUGUCCGCUACAGCGGUGGAUGCUUUAGCGGCGGCAUACGCUGCUUGAGCAGCCGCAGAAGCAGCAGCAGGAGCAGCAACACCAGCGGCGGCGAGGCACAAGAAGAAGCGAGGGAAACUAGCACUGCCGGCGCUACUGUUUCGACCAGAGACAAGGCACGAGCGGAAGGAGAAUUUGUCGGCCACGAAGACGAUGGAGAAGACCUUGGUACUUCGAUAGCCGGCGGUUCGGAGAUGGAGCCGUUGGUGGAGCGAGUAGCUUCAGCUCUGGAACAGCGCUGCAGCGUGUGCGGUGGCGAUUUAGUGCGUGUGUUUCGUUCCGUGUGUGUGAUUGGACGAAACGGCGUGGGGAUCCUUGUCAUUGCUCGUGUUUCAGUAUGGGUUUUUCGGGGACAUUCAAGCGUCCAUCCUGUGCUGGACAAGUGCCCAGAUCGUGAACCAAACCAGCUCCAAGCUCCGGCUUGCUAUUUUCAGGUUCUUGUGCUUGUCAGCGGCGGAAGCGACUCCGUUGCUCUCCUCCUCGCCCUCGAACGAGCUGCGAAGACCUUCCAGCCGCCCCUCCGGGUAGAAGCGGCGCAUUUCAACCAUGGUCUCCGAGGGAAAGACUCAGACGCCGACCAAGACUUGGUGGUGAAAAUGGCAGACAGCCUCCGGGUGCCCCUGCACGUUAGGCGCUGGAGAGGACCGGAAGAGGGGGGCACGGGCGGACCAGGGUCGGGUAUGCAGGAGAGGGCGAGGCGAUGGAGGCGUGCCGAAGCCAAAGACAUCCUCGCCAAGAGCAUGGCCGAGGCGGGGGCAGGGCGAGGAUGGAGGGGGGUGAUCGCGACGGCCCACCACAAGGAUGAUCAGGCAGAGACGGUCUUGCUCAAGGCCCUCCGGGGGGCGCACAUCACCAACAUUCAGGUGCGCCGAUGCUUCAGAGACGGGCGAGGGGCUGCAAUUUCUUGA
Molecule: messenger RNA, 1410 nt
Organism: Ectocarpus sp. CCAP 1310/34
Lineage: Eukaryota; Phaeophyceae; Ectocarpales; Ectocarpaceae
Source: the annotation of a GenBank genome assembly